AGGAGGAGUACCUCGGCCAAGAAAAUUAUGCAUGCGUUAGGGAAGCUGUGAGAGAAUGGCUGUGGAAGCUCUCCACUGCGGUUUGAAUCCUCGGGGUAUUGAUCAUCCUGCUCAUACUGAAGGCAUUAAACUGCAAAUUGAAGGUGAAGGUGUUGAGUCUCAACCCAUUAAAAACAAACAUUUCCAGAAGGUGCUUGACCAAAAAGGAACCCCCAAGCGACUGCAGGCAGAAGCUGAGACGGCUAAGUCAUCUACGGUGAAGCUGUCAAAACCAGUGGCUCUGUGGACUCAGCAGGAUGUCUGCAAGUGGUUGAAGAAACAUUGUCCGAAUCAGUAUCAGAUCUACAGCGAGUCAUUCAAACAGCAUGACAUAACUGGGCGAGCUUUGCUGAGACUUACUGACAAAAAGCUUGAGCGAAUGGGGAUUGCCCAGGAAAACCUCCGGCAGCACAUCUUGCAACAGGUGCUCCAGCUGAAGGUGCGGGAAGAAGUCAGAAACCUACAGUUACUCACACAAGCCUCAAUUGAGGGUUCUCCAUAAAUGUGGUGAGCCUUCCAAGCUACUCUCCUGCCAGUGGAUAUGAACAUGACCUGCUCCUCCCAGAGAGACUAACUCAUGGCCCUGCCAGAUGAUCCCCUUGGAGCAUUGACAGAUUAACCAGAUUAAUUGCGGGGAAAGCACCCAUCCAGUCAAGCUGAUGGGCUUUGGGAAAUCUUAGCUUGCCGUGGAUUUGAAAUCGAGGUGCAUUACAUGCAGUGCCCACUCGUUGCAAGCGGUCAUCGGCAGACGAUUAGCUGGAAAAUUGCUUCCAGUUUUCAUCACUGUGCAUCACUCCGGCCCCCUUCGGGGAGCUGUCUGUGCCCCUCCCUGGAAGUCCUGUUUCCGCAUGGCAACUACUGGAUUCUCUUACUAUGCGUGCAGAUGGCAUGAUGUGUUAGACAACAAUUACAGCAGUUUUGCA
Myotis brandtii (Brandt's bat) is the source of this 962-nucleotide messenger RNA. RefSeq names its product sterile alpha motif domain-containing protein 12. Gene Ontology annotation, molecular function: protein binding. The transcript has a single exon. Gene Ontology annotation, biological process: cell surface receptor protein tyrosine kinase signaling pathway. The record is from RefSeq and is a predicted model, not a curated record. Bases 56 to 541 code for a protein of 161 amino acids. Lineage: Eukaryota; Metazoa; Chordata; Mammalia; Chiroptera; Vespertilionidae. Gene Ontology annotation, cellular component: cytoplasmic side of plasma membrane.